Messenger RNA from Prinia subflava (tawny-flanked prinia), 4041 nucleotides. RefSeq names its product chemerin chemokine-like receptor 1 (gene CMKLR1). Gene Ontology annotation, biological process: positive regulation of cytosolic calcium ion concentration; inflammatory response; complement receptor mediated signaling pathway. Gene Ontology annotation, molecular function: complement receptor activity; G protein-coupled receptor activity. The transcript is spliced from 3 exons. The record is from RefSeq and is a predicted model, not a curated record. The coding region runs from base 780 to 1865 and encodes 361 amino acids. NCBI's taxonomy places the organism in Eukaryota, Metazoa, Chordata, Aves, Passeriformes, Cisticolidae. Gene Ontology annotation, cellular component: plasma membrane.
GCUGGGGGGCUGGAAGCAGCUGCAGCAUCCCGGUGGUAAUGAAAUCCAUCGGGAAAAGCAGCCCCUGAGCAGCAGGAGCGGCCGUUUGGGAGCCAGAUUUGCCUGAAGGGAAGUGACUCAACGUCUUGGAAGGAGUUGGGGGCGGCGAGGGGAGCAGAGGACAGCGGUUGACCCAGGGUGGGGACAGCACAGCCAGGGGGGCUGGCAGCCACCUGCCUCCCCUCGGGCUCCCGGCUGGAGCAGCAUCCCUGCGGAGCAUCCCCGUUAUCCCUCCGUGGGAUGGAUGGAGCGCUCCGGGCCGGGGGGCGGCACAGGAAAGGAGGAGGCCCCUUGGGAAGCAGCUUGUUGCUUCCUCACGCUGGGUUGUGAUCCAGGCCAGCGUUCCCAGCUCCCGGCGUCACACCCUCUCCCAGCUGUUGCUCGCCGAGCAUCGCGCUGCCAAGAAAACCUCGGUGAUGGAUGCAAUUCCCUCCCCUCUCGCUUAAAACCGGCCGGGAGCGGCACCGUGCCUGUGACUGGUCCCGGCGCGCCGGGAUCCGCCCGGGAAUGGGAUCCCGCUGGCACCCAGGGCACGCCGAGCUCGUCCUGCCCAGCGCGGAGCAGCGGGACAGCGUUGGCACCGCACGAGCUCGUGCCUUAGGCCGGCGUGGAGGGAGCUGCGAUUGUGCCCUGGGACACUGAGCUGUCACCUGUCCUGACAGAGAGGAGAGAGGGGAAGUUCACUGGCUGCAGAUCCCGGCAUCCCAGACCCCUGGGAUUGGCUGCCAUCCCCACAGACAAUGGCGCUUCCCAACCUGUCCGAUUACCUGGACAACCUCAACAACUACAGCGACUACCCGGACUACCCCUACGAGGACAGCGGCAGCGUGUGGGCAGACCCUGCCCACGACCCCAAGGACAUCACCAGGAUCCUGUCCGUCAUCAUCUACAGCGUGUCCUGCGUGCUGGGCAUCCUGGGCAACGGCCUGGUCAUCGCCAUCAUCACCCUGAAGAUGAAGAAGUCGGUCAACGCCGUCUGGUUCCUCAACCUGGCCGUGGCCGACUUCCUCUUCAACAUCUUCCUGCCCAUCAACAUCGCCUACACGGCCAUGAGCUACCACUGGAUCUUCGGCACCGUCAUGUGCAAGCUGAACUCCUUCCUCCUCAUCCUCAACAUGUACACCAGCGUCCUGCUGCUCACCACCAUCAGCUUCGACCGCUACGUGUCCGUGGUGUUCCCGGUGUGGUCGCAGAACCACCGCUCGCCCAGCCUGGCCUACGGCGUUUGCGCCGUCAUCUGGACCGUGGGCGUCGUCAUGAGCUGCCCCUCGCUCGUCUUCCGGGACACGGCGCAGACCCGCAGCUCCGUGAUCUGCUUCAGCAACUUCUCCCUCUCCAGGGAUAAAUCCUACGAGGGGCUGGCGCUGAUGAGGCACCGCACGGUGAACAUCACCCGGUUCCUGGCCGGGUACAUCCUCCCCAUCACCGUCAUCACCUUCUGCUACAUCGCCAUCGUCCUCAACCUGCGCCGGAACCGCCUGGCAAAGUCCAAGAAGCCCUUCAAGAUCAUCGUCACCAUCAUUGUCACCUUCUUCCUCUGCUGGAGUCCCUACCACCUGCUGAACCUGCUGGAGACGGUGCCCGACGCCGUCCCCUGGUCCGUGUUUGAGAUCUUCAUCCCGCUCACCACGGCCCUGGCGGCCUCCAACAGCUGCAUGAACCCCGUGCUCUACGUCUUCAUGGGCCAGGACUUCAAGAAGUUCAAGGUGACCCUCCUUUCCAGGCUGGUGAACGCGCUCAGCGAGGAGACAGGACACUCCAGCAUCGUGCACAGGAGCUUCUCCAAGAUCUCCUCCAUGACUGAGAAGGAGACAACAGUUGUCUAAACUCCGCCUGCAGGAGGGACAGAGUGCCCUGGUGUUGGCACUGUGGCGGUGACCACCCCUGUGGUGGCCCUGUGUGGGUCAAGCAUUGUCCAGCCCUGUCCUACAGCCCGUUUUUGACUGGUGUUGCUGCCUGGGGCUGGCAGGAGAUGGAGACCCCCAAGGUAUGGAGAAGACACAACCACCCUCGAUCUUGUGUGGGACUGCAAAAAUCCUUGUGCCAAACUGAAAAUGUUUUGGGGCAUUCCCGUCCAACCUUUGCAUUGUCUGACCCGGGAAGGGCUUUCCUGGUGUUUCCAGAGGCGCCGUGGUGGGGUGCAGGAUAUCAGGAAGGCUUCUCCUGUGCCAUGGGGGGUCCCUGCCGUGGCCAAAUUGGUGACACUCCCCUGUCCCAUAUCUGUGUGGCUCCUCAUGGUAAAUUCCGGAGGUAUUUUGGUACCAGAACCAGGUGUUGGUGACUUUUUUAGGAAGUGUCCUUACGAGGGGUUGGAAUAUUCCACCUCAAAGAACUGCGGAGUCUCAAACGCCUUCCGAGUGAUCCAGACCCACCGUCCAGUGUGGGGAUCGGGCUCACGGACACACAGGGUCACCAGCAUGGAAAACUGGGAGACAAAAGAGGGAAAGGUCAACCUGAGAUGUCUUUUUAACCCUUCCUUUGAUGGGCACGUUCCACACGGUACAUCCUGCAGAGAAGGUGGAUGUUUGGGACCAGGAGCAGUCCAGGAGCUGGGAAUGAGCUCCUGGAGAGAACCUGCUGUCACCUCCUGUGUCCAGGGCAGACUGGCUCUGCUGGCAGCUGCUCCCUGGUGGGACCAGUCCGGAUGAUUUUGUGUCUCCCAUCUUGGGAGACUCUGGGAAUCUCGUGGGAGGCUCCAUUGCCACACACCGAUCUCUGCAGUGAGGGAUGGACUGAGCCACAGCUUCCAUCCAAUUUCACACCCAGUUAAUUUUGGAGCUCUUUCUCCAUUAGGGCUCCUUCAUCACAACCCAGUGUCACCCUCAUUUAUGUGUCACUCCCAGGACAACGAAGAGUCCCUGGAGCUGGGGACACUUCAGGAGGUCCCUCGGGGAGCUUUGCGCCGAGUUUUGACGUGUUGGCAUUUGGGAGUCUGCUCCCAGGUGCCCACAAAAGCUGAAAUAUUUAUUUAUAGCUUUCCUUGGAAAUCAGAAAAUGGAGAAUAAAAUGGAGAGGCAGCUCCCAGGAAAAGCCAGGAGCUAUUUCCAGGCAGCAGGUUGUGCCAGCCACAGGUACAAGUAAAGCCCAGGUAACUGAGCCAUGGGAAUGUCGUGGAUUAGAGAGGAUGCUGCAGUGGGAGCUGGAUUUCAGGAUUUCAGGAUUUCAGAUGGAUUAUCCAGCAUCCUCUCCACCCCAGCACUGCCCCACCUGGAUCUGCAUCACCUCCUUCAUGUGAUGGGACACGCAGCACCUGGAUUGUCUCAAUAUCUCCUGGGGUUGGGAUCCACCCACAUCCCUGGGGAGCACUGCCACGUCCCAUGGCCAAGCCCAGGGCUACUUCCAGCCCCGAUCCACAGAGAUUUUCCCCCAAAACCCAUGCUGGAUCCAUCCCCAUGGAAGAUGCAGUGCCUGAGGAGGCUGCAGGGCCUCUCUGGUGGUGGGAGGAGGCUCCUCUUGCUCAUUUUCCCUGGUGUUUAAUUAAUAAUGCUGGAAGGUUGCCGGGAUCCUGUUAGGAGUGGGAUAGGACAGGUGGGGUGGACGGGACAGAUGGACAGACAGGGCAGUGACAGGGACACACAGAACCCACAGAGGAUCUGUCUGGGGAACAGUGGGAGUGGGAUGUACCCAGAGCCAGCACCCGCUGGGGCUUUUUGGGCUCAGGGUUUGGACAAGCCCUGGCUGUGGGAGCAGUGGGAUGAAGGACUGGAUGCCACCCCACUGCCCCUCAGGCUGGUGCUGGGAUGUUCAUGAUGGAUUCAGGAUGCUCCUCACUAAUUCUGGUGUCUGUUUUUUUCCAAGCCCAUCUGUUAUUACUCCAAACAGCUUUCCAAAAAACCAAAAACAAACAAAAAAAGCAGUGCCUUGGUACUUACCCUGGGGUUAAAUCAUCACUGUAAUGGCAGCCUGGGAAUCCCAAGUUUCCCAAAUAUUUGAGUCCAUCUUUGUAACUGAUUGCUUAUUUAAUAAACCUCUGUUUUCCAGACAAAUCCCUCGAUGCAUGAA